AGCUGCUCCAGCUGCUCCUCCGGUCGAGCUUCUGAGCUCUGAACCGUGGCUGCCCCGGGCGGUGGGCGAGCUGAGGUGAUCCCAGGACGACCCGCGGGGUGGGCCGACCGGGGAGCCGCCAGCCGCUAGCGGGGAGUGCGGGCCACCCAGGGACCGGCCACAGGAUCCUGCCAGAGAGGUGCCUCAGCUAGAUGAAUCCUUACCCACAUUCCUUCUGGGAGUGACAUCCGCCCUAUGGCCAGCUCACUGCUUCACGGGGAAAGCGUCAUCCUGGUAACAGGUAGCAUCCCAGCCCAAAACUUGUAUUGUGAAAUCCAAGACUUUGACCCAGAUAAUGUGAUAGAAUCUUCCUGUGACUUGGGGCCAUAUCCUACUUAGAUGAACUCGGGACUUCCAGCUCUACCAGGCACUUGGCACUACACGCAGGCUUCUUGCUUGCUUGGUAUAGGUUACCAUGCCAUCUCUGCCUCAAGAUGGGGUUAUUCAGGGAUCAUCUUCCCUGGAUCUGAGUACAGAAUUACCUUAUCAAUGCACAAUGAAAAGGAAAGUCAGGAAAAAGAAGAAGAAGGGAGUUAUUACAGCGAAUGUUGCUGGAACAAAGUUUGAAAUUGUUCGUUUAGUAAUAGAUGAGAUGGGAUUUAUGAAAACUCCUGACGAAGAUGAGACAAGCAAUCUUAUCUGGUGUGAUGCUGCUGUUCAGCAGGAGAAGAUUACAGACCUGCAGAACUACCAGAGAAUCAACCAUUUUCCAGGAAUGGGGGAGAUCUGUAGGAAGGAUUUCUUAGCAAGAAAUAUGACGAAAAUGAUCAAGUCUCGUCCCAUGGAUUACACGUUUGUUCCUCGAACAUGGAUUUUCCCUUCUGAAUACACUCAAUUCCAAAACUAUGUGAAAGAAUUGAAGAAAAAACGGAAGCAGAAAACCUUUAUAAUAAAACCAGCUAAUGGUGCAAUGGGUCAUGGGAUUUCAUUGAUAAGAAAUGGGGAUAAAAUUCCAUCUCAGGAUCAUUUGAUAGUUCAAGAAUACAUUGAGAAGCCUUUCCUAAUGGAAGGCUACAAGUUUGAUUUACGGAUUUAUAUUUUGGUUACAUCCUGUGAUCCAUUAAAGAUAUUUCUCUACCAUGAUGGGCUUGUGCGAAUGGGGACGGAAAAGUACAUCCCACCAAAUGAGUCCAACUUGACCCAGCUAUACAUGCAUCUGACCAACUACUCGGUGAACAAACACAAUGAACGAUUUGAACGCAAUGAAACGGAAGACAAAGGCAGCAAACGCUCAAUCAAGUGGUUUACAGAAUUCCUGCAGGCCAAUCAACAUGAUGUUACUAAGUUCUGGAGCGAUAUUUCAGAGUUGGUGGUAAAGACUCUGAUUGUAGCAGAGCCUCACGUCCUGCAUGCGUAUCGGAUGUGCAGACCUGGUCAGCCCCCGGGGAGCGAAAGCGUCUGCUUCGAAGUCCUGGGCUUCGACAUCUUGUUGGACAGAAAGCUCAAGCCGUGGCUCCUGGAGAUUAAUCGAGCCCCAAGCUUUGGAACGGAUCAGAAAAUAGACUAUGAUGUUAAAAGGGGGGUUCUUCUGAAUGCGCUGAAGCUGCUCAACAUCAGGACCAGCGAUAAAAGGAAAAACUUGGCCAAACAAAAAGCUGAGGCUCAGAGGAGGCUAUACGGUCAAAAUCCAGUAAGAAGGCUUUCGCCAGGCUCCUCUGACUGGGAACAGCAAAGGCACCAGCUGGAGAGGCGGAAAGAAGAGUUGAAAGAGAGACUCCUUCAGGUACGAAAGCAGAUUUCGCAGGAAGAGCAUGAAAACCGACAUAUGGGGAAUUACAGGAGAAUUUAUCCUCCGGAAGAUAAAGCACUGCUUGAGAAGUAUGAAGGCUUGCUGGCUGUCGCCUUCCAGACCUUCCUUUCGGGAAGAGCAGCUUCAUUCCAGCGAGAACUGAACAAUCCAUUGAAAAAGAUGCGGGAGGAAGAUCUUCUGGAUCUUCUGGAACAGUGUGAAAUCGACGAUGAAAAGCUGAUGGGGAAAACUGCCCGGGUCCGAGGACCGAAGCCCCUGUGUUGCAUGCCGGAAUGUGCAGAGGUCAUGAAGAAGCAGAAGUAUUAUGGUAGCAGCGACAGCAGCUAUGACAGCAGCAGCAGCAGCAGCAAUUCAGAACUGGACGAGAAUGAAAAAGAGCUGUGUCAGAAGAGACUAGACCAAGUCCCAUAUAGCCUUAAGCACACCAGUCACUGCAAGCUAAUCCAACAAUCCAAUUCCAUGAGGCGUUCGCUCAGCUGCCCUCGGUCCAUCUCUGCUCACUUGCCCUCCAGAGGGGAUGUGCGCCCCUUUUCUUCUCAACAAGUGAUACCAUUAGCGCGACCAACGUCAGCGUCUCGGUCACAUUCCUUAAACCGUGCUUCCUCCUACACAAGACACCUGCCUCACGGCAACGACACCAACUCUUCCAACGCUCUGGUGAAUGAGUCUUUGCGGCAACUGAAAACUAAAGAGCAGGAAGACGACCUCACCAGUCAGACCUUGUUUGUCCUCAAGGACAUGAGGAUCCGCUUUCCGGGGAAGUCAGAUGCAGAGUCAGAGCUCCUGAUAGAAGAUAUCAUGGAUAACUGGAAGCAUUAUAAAACAAAAGUGGCUUCCUAUUGGCUCAUAAAGUUGGACUCUGUAAAACAGCGGAAAGUUUUGGACAUAGUAAAAUCGAGUAUUCGUACAGUUCUUCCAAGAAUCUGGAGGGUCCCUGACGCUGAGGAACUGAGUUUAUACCGGAUUUUCAACAGGGUAUUUAAUCGCCUACUCUGGAGUCAUGGCCAAGGACUGUGGAGCUGUUUCUGUGAUUCAGGAUCCUCUUGGGAGAGCAUCUUCAGUAAGAGCCCAGAGGUGGUGACUCCUCUGCAACUCCAGUGCUGCCAGCGCCUGGUGGAGCUUUGUAAGCAGUGCCUGCUAGUGGUUUACAAAUACACAACGGAAACAAGGGGACCCAUCUCAGGCAUCGGUCCUGACUGGGGGAACUCCAGGUAUUUGCUACCAGGAAGUGCCCAAUUCCUCAUGAGGUCACCACUGUACAACAUGAAAUAUAAUUCACCCGGAAUGACUCGCUCCAAUGUUUUGUUUACGUCCCGAUACGGCCGUUUGUGAAACUGAAUGGAAGAUUGCCAUGGGCUGUGCAUAAUAGCAAUUCAUUUAUUUCCUCCAGUUGACCCUUAAGGAGGCGACCCUUAUAUGCUGUUUUAUGUAUAUAUGUCAUAUAAGUGUGUGCAAUACAUACACACAUGCACUCAAGUAACAUAUAAAUAUAUAUAUUUAUUAUAUGUAAGAAGAAUUAGCAGAAAACUGAAUAUAAGAUUUAACCUUUCUGGAAAUGUAAUAAACCAUGUUAAAGUUGUUUACACAAAUACGUAAAUGUGUAGAAUUCGCUAGGUUUAUAAUUAAUUACUUCCUACUAGAAAUGUUAUUUUUGCUGUAGAAUCGAUCCUGAAGACCCAUCAUGGCAUUAUGAAUUAUUUUCUAGAUAAUAGGGCUUUCAACUUGAGGAAACACUGAUAGUAUCUUAUUACUUCUCUCACUAUUAGUAGUUAUUUGGCAGUGAAACAUAAGACUUCCUCACCUGGGGUUGGCUUGGCUAUAGGAUUAGGAUCAAACGGGUUUGUUGUUACUGUAGCACACUGUAAAGUACUAGAAAACAUCCCAGCCUGACUCUCCAGCAUUUUACUCCUCUAGAUGGGAAUUUAGCUGCUUGUUCUAAGUAUACAUUUUCAAUAGAGAUCUGGUAAGAUCAUAAAUCAUGCAAAAACGGGAGGCAAUCCAGUGGGUUAAGAGUAAAACGUAAACAUGCUUUAAUUUGUCCUUUCCUGGGGAGUCCUAUAGAGAAGCAAACCGACGGUGGUGACAGAGACAUUGCUGUGUGAUGUCUGUCAUUUUUCUUUGGAAAGUAUAUUGUUGAUGGGCUUAAGUCUCUCAGUGUUGAGACCAGUUUACCUUGCAAAGUCCAGUAAGAGUAGUUUCUCAUUUCACCUCAGAAGAGAAUCCAAAGACUCUGAAGAGAAGGCUCCAGUAGCCCAGGCCACUCGCCGUUCAUCGGUGCAAUCUGGAGGGAGUCUUGAUUCAUAGUUGGGUGUGAAGUUGUCUUCCAGAGGCUUCCUGCUUGUGAUUCAUAGCAGCUUGUUCCCGUCCUCCCUGCCUUCCCUGCUGUCUGAAAACCCGUGUGUGCUCGCGGUUUUCUACGCCAGUAGAGACUUCCCUCCAAUGGCUCUACUCACACAUGUUAAGUUUGUGCAAAACUCAGAAUACUUCCCACACUCUCUUAAUUUUACAUCUGUUCCCAGUGAAUGAAGAAAGGACUCAACGCACCUAGAGGUCAUUCGGCCUGGUCUCAUUCACAGCUGAAUAGGUGGUGACCCAAGGUUGUGAGAUUUGAGUAUUUUGCUUCAAAAGCUACCUUUGGAGAGUAUACUUUUUACUGUAAUAUUCAUUUUUAUACACAUUAUACACAUUUAUGGCUACCUACCCACAUGCAUUCCAGCAGAGACUUUUCUUACUGGAAACAUCCCACAGAAUUUUUUUUUUUUUUUUAUGUUUUUGAAAGAGAAUAAAGCCUCCAGAUAAAGGAGAUGGACGUGGUACUUAGGAGUCCAUAUUGUGGAUUCUUCAACAUGACAUAGAGUUCUUAGAAUAAAUGAUGCAAAUACCAGAGCACUCUAGAAUCUUUAUGGGAAUAAUAAACAAAUCAGCCCCUUUUGGGGAGUUAUUUGUAGCCAUAUUUGUUUUCAAUUCACGAUUUAAAAAUCAUGGAGGAAUAAAAGAAAGAAAACCAUAAAAGUCAUGGAUAUGUCAUUUAAAGUGAUUGUUAAGUGAUACCAACGGAGUUUGUUGGCCAUUCACUUUGUUUCUCUUAAAUCACAAAUGGUCAUUUAAUCGGAUAGAAUAUAUACGCCAAAACUUCUAUCAAGUACUAGGAAGGAAUUUUUAUUAAAAAGGGGGAGAGAUAUCCACAUUAGGAAUUCUUACCUUAGAAAUGCACAUUAAAAGCUAAGAGUAAAUGUAAAUACGCAAAACUGCCAAGAAUCUGUGAAAGAACAUUAUUUCCUUAUCUAUCCAAGCAAGGCCUUAUUUUGAGCACUAGAAUUUCAUUGCCUACCUUUUUCUGUUGGGACAAGUUGGAUAGGAUGAAGUGGUGCAGAAAGCCAUAUGCUCAUUAGUUAUGUGCAUUACCUGGUGUGCUGUGGACUAUGGUUGUCAUAGCGUUAUCCCCUAAUGAGUAGCCACAAGACAACAUGAUAAUGAACCGUGGAAGUCUCAGGAGGCCAUAGACAGGUAUUAGGGGAAUAAAAUAUUCCUUAGUUAUCAAUUUCUUUUGUUAUCAAUUUCUUAUGCACAUGCUUAAAACACAUCUGCAGUAGAGACUGUAAAUAUCUCUCUUUAAUAGAAGAGAAAGAAAACUCCAGAAGAAGUUAAUAUCACUGGAGUUUUUUUUCUUAGAAUGGAAUUUGGUUUACCUACAAGGAAGGGGGAUAACUGUAGACCUGCAGUAUAGACCGCUGUUUGGUUGAUCACUAGGUUGGAAUGCUCCCCCAGACUAAGAUAUGGAUACGUUUUCCAUGUUGUCUAAGUAGUAGCUUGCUUGUUUUUUAUCCUCACCUGCAAACAGAAUCUAAAGGUACAGUUUAGUUUUCACUUGAGUAAGCCAGCCUUGAAAGUUUGAAUCUGUUAAAAGACCCUGUUGCAAUAUGAACAUUAAGUUGUAUAUGGAGCACAGGGCGAAGCAACUCUGCUGUCUGUAAGAUGCAAGGGUUUGCCUAAAUCAGAUUGAAGUUUUUGUUACUUGUCUCUAAAGUUCAAACCAAACCCAAACCAAAGCCCUGCCUUUCACCUAAUAUUCAUGCAUACAUAGAGAAUAAGUGCCUCCUAGACAUCAAGAAAAUGAUUUCAUUCAAAUUAUCUCGUUAGCGUGGAAAGUAGAUCAGAAUGUGAUUAUGCUGAUUUGAAAUUUUAGAUAUUUGAAUAGGAAUUCAAUGCUUUCUUCCUUAACAUGUCAAUGUUAUUGCGUGUGAAUAUUAUCUUCAUACUUAAAUAUAUGCAAUACGCACUAUUCAAAAAUACCAAAAAGAUAGAUGCAUACAUGCCAUUACAUAAUCUUCUAUAAAGAACUAACUUACUCAUUCUUAAAUAUAUAUUCUUUUAAAAAAAUAGUAAAUACCUCAAAAGUACAGAAAAUUUCUCUAUUUAGCAACUGCUAGUUUACAUUCCGAAUCCCAUGUACACGGUUCUAAGCAUUAAACAACAAUAAAAAACAUAACUAUAUAGUUAACGUUCUUGUGACCUGGUGAUUUUUGGACAUUUGCUUUUCUCUAUAAAUUGAGAGCUUUAAGUGUAAGGGGCCAUGCUAUCUACAUAUUAAUUACUAGACAUUUAAUUGUUUUGAACUAAUGUUGGCUUGUAAGUAAAUGAAAACCGUAGAAGUAUAUUUGUAAAGCAAACGAUUCCUCGCACUGCUUUCUUUCUCUCCUGUUCUCCUUCUUUAAAUUCACUUCAAAGCAUGGACAAAGUAAAGACAGAAAUACUGCUUUUUAAACACUGGUCUUCCUUGAAUUAUUUUUAUAGUGGUGUGUUUUUACCCAAGCAGCAAUGACACGUCGAGGAGAUAUUGGGUCAGUUCGGUUUGUCGAGAACUUUAGGAGAAAGGUUGAAGUCUGCAUGCCUAAAACACACACGGUGUCUACCCAGGUGACGUGAGAUGCACUUUAACGAGAUGCACUUUUAAGAAAUUGAUGUGUUGAAAUGGCACCUGUUGAGAUUGCUUCUAUUUCUGGGGAUCUGCCAUGAGGUGUGGUAUAUGGUGUAUUGGAAGGAAUUUACUCAGGUAAUCCACUGUGAUACUAAGAGGGGGUGUGUCAUCUAGGAAGAUCUGUAUAAGACUUCUGCUUUGUCACCACUUAUGAACUCAAAAGCUCUUGCUUUGACAAACACAUCACACAACAGACUAAGCACUCCAAAAUUAGUCAGAAGGCUUGACUUUGAAAAGUGGUCAGAUAAUUAAAUUGUAUUUCCUUCAGAAGCUACCAGCCAUUUUUGGUCCAUAAGUUCAUAUAAGAACUACUCUACAUGCUCUAGUGUCUGAAUUUUAAUGGAGUCUGAAUUUGAGGGUGAGAGGACACAUUUGCUAACGCGAAUCUUGGGUCAAAUUAUCCCUGUGUGCUUUGCCCCCUGUACAUGAAUGCAAAUGUUACAAAGAUCCGCUUGAAAUGUCAACAAAGUGUGCGGUUGGCAUUGCCGUGGCAUGCGCUACCAUGUGACAUCUGUAUGGUGAACCGACUUCAACUACUGUAAUAAAAACAUCCG
Molecule: messenger RNA, 7321 nt
Organism: Apodemus sylvaticus (European woodmouse)
Lineage: Eukaryota; Metazoa; Chordata; Mammalia; Rodentia; Muridae
Gene: Ttll7
Product: tubulin tyrosine ligase like 7
Exons: 22
Coding region: 455-3121 (888 amino acids)
Biological process (GO): protein polyglutamylation; microtubule cytoskeleton organization
Cellular component (GO): cilium
Molecular function (GO): tubulin-glutamic acid ligase activity; tubulin binding
Source: RefSeq, a predicted model, not a curated record